Paramisgurnus dabryanus is the source of this 2796-nucleotide messenger RNA. It is a transcript of the gene crtc2, whose product is annotated as CREB regulated transcription coactivator 2. Gene Ontology annotation, cellular component: nucleus; cytoplasm. The record is from RefSeq and is a predicted model, not a curated record. Gene Ontology annotation, biological process: protein homotetramerization; positive regulation of transcription by RNA polymerase II. Gene Ontology annotation, molecular function: cAMP response element binding protein binding. Lineage: Eukaryota; Metazoa; Chordata; Actinopteri; Cypriniformes; Cobitidae.
CUUGGCAACGGUUUACUUCCUGACACAGGACUACAGUACCCACAAUUCACCGUUCAAUGUUGUCAAAAGUGUUGCUUUCUCGGGUCACUUAUCGAACUCUGACCGUGGCCGGUUUAUUUUCUUAAACUUCGCGAUAUAAUGCACAUGUCCGGCCCUGACAUUGGGGAGGUGGGACACGGGCAGGGUCCCGGAGCGGGAUCGGCACAUGGAGGCUGCAAUCCUCGCAAAUUCAGCGAGAAGAUCGCCCUACACGCUCAGCGUCAGGCUGAUAACACAGCGGCUUUCCGCGAGGUUAUGAUGGACAUUACUUCCAUCAGGGUUCAGGCAGAGAGAGUCCGUGAAGCCAGAGGCAUGGCUUCAUACUAUGGUGGGUCUCUGCCAAAUGUCAAUCAGAUUUCAAGAUGCUCCACAGAAACCCAGUACUCAAGUUAUCUCAACCAGCAACGCUUAGAGGAAGAUGAAGGGUACAAAGAUAUCCAGCCUGGUCCUUUUGGCAGGCCGCACAAGAGACAUUUUGAUAGUGCACCUUAUUUGUCCAACCAACUUUCUCCUCCUCGAGGUCCAGCCUGGAAAGGAUUGUGGUCUAGUUGUUCUGCCACAGAGAAGAGCCAGAUGGUCCAUCUUCCUCUGACAGCUCUAAACAGAACCAACUCUGAUUCAGCCCUCCACACCAGCGUGCGAAACAUCCAUAUGCAUGGCCAGCCAAAAUCUGCCCAAGUCCUGAACCCUCAAACCAAACACAGCAUAUUUGCACAUUCGGUGCCACUAAUUGAAGAAAACAUUCAAGAGGAGACCUCUCCCAAAAUGAAGAAGUUCUCUUCUCUGGCAUCGCCAGGAUAUGGAACCCCUGUUGCCCACAGCUUCCCACUGCCUGAUCAGCAGGGAUCUUCUCUUCUGGUCCCAACGGCCCUCAGUACGAGUGGCUCUCUUCCGGAUCUCUCCAGCCUCCACCUGCCUUCUCCACUUCCUGUUGGCCAGGAUUCUGAGCCUCAUCACCUGAGCACCACUUCUGCGCACCCCAACAUUAUGGCCGACUUUACCUUGCCUAGUCUUUCCUCAUCUCUUCAGGCAUCUUUAAGUAAUCCUCUACUCCAGUCUUCACUCAGCAAUCCCAACAUCCAGUCAUCACUCAGCAGCCACUCCCUGCCCAGCUCCCUGAGCUCCACAUCCUUGCACCUGUCACUUAGUAACUCCUCCCUUCGGUCAUCUCUCAGCAACCAGUCCCUACAGUCCUCUCUUAGUAGCUCUUCACUAAGUAACCAGUCCAGCCAAUCAUCAAUCAGCCGUUGCAGCUACAGCAGUGGAAUCGGAGGGUCUCCCUCUUGCUCGUCCCCCUCUCUAGCUGGUUCCCCACGUGUACCUGGGCACACCCAUGCCGUUGGGUCACGAAAGAGAGCCCAGCUCAGUCCGCUUAUUGUAUCUGGUGGAGAUUCCCGCUGGCAGCAUCCAAAGCAGUUUUCACCCACUGUGUCUCCAAAUGUGUCUUCAAUAACACAGGGAUCUCUCCACAACCCCAUCAAAGUUUUUAAGGAGACAAAGCCACCAGCAUAUCCCUGCAGUCCGCUCCAUAAAACCAGUCCUUCGAUGUCCCAUCAGCCGGUGCGUCAGUACUUUCCUUCAGAUGCACAACAUCAGUCUAUCCCAGAGAUGGAACAGUGGAGUGAACAGUAUCCCGCCUCACAUCAUGAACACCAACCACAACAACUGCAUCCUCAACAGACACACAUUCAGACACAACCACACGUGUUUAAUUCACAGCACCACAUUCACAAUCAGACACGCCAAAUACAGCAACAUUUACAUCCACAGUCUAACUAUCAACAGCAGCCACUGUAUCAUUCAAAUACCCAACAAUUCACUCAGCACCAACAACCCGUAAUGCAACAUCAGCCAUUCGCACAAGCUCCUCAGCUGUCUAAGGCAAGCAGGUGGCAGUUGCCAUGCCAACAGGGCCAAUAUCAAGGCCAGUUGCAUCAACAGUUUCAUCAGCCUGCACCUUUUGCCUCUAAUGCUCAGGAGAAAAGCUGGAAUCGUGUGACAAGCCCGCACGUUCAGCCUCAUACGCGAGUAAAACAUCCUCUGGGACCCUGCGUGCAGGCACAGGGGCGAUCAAAACCACAAUUUAAGACUGAAGAAAAGAGCGUUUUGAACUCUUUGGAAGGUGGAAAAGUGCCCGCAAGUCUAAGCUCAUGCGAUAAAGGUUUCAAGCUGAACAAGGACUCUUAUGUCGGCUUACACCUGACCCCUAGCCAGGCGAAGGCCCUAUCCCAGCAGCUUGGAGUGCUUCAAAAGGAGCCGCUAGGUGGGGGUAGAGGGUCGGAUCCUAAUUGUCAAGCUGCAGAGAGCCACGAACAGCCUGUACUCAAGAACAUACUACCACAGCAAAACCAAAGCUGCGGUGCUGAUAGGGCGCAAAAUUGUAGAAACAUCAGCUUUAAUGAGCCAUUGUCCUGGUUGGAUCAGAAUACGUCAGACCUGUCUGACUCAGUUCUGGAGUUUGAUUUGGAAACGUUUGGCCUGGACAGUGAGGGUUUUCCUUCUCUGGAAGAUUUGGCAUAUGCACAGUAAAAACUUUGUUUACCUAUGCAGUGUAAAAUAAUGUACAUAUUAUAGGGAAUGUACUUUUGUAGUUGUUUUUUUUUAUAAGGAAAGAUCAACAAUGAACUUGAAACAGUCCUUAGAGCAGAAAGAAAACCAUAAAUUGCCUUAAAAACCCGUUUGGGGGAACAAGAAAGGCCUUAAUAAGAAGGAUUAAAAAUGGAGUAGGCAUAUGUGCCUUAACUUUGGGUUAUUAGC